AAUCUUCUCUAUAGUUAGACCCAGAAAGUUGCUUUACAUGGCCAUUGAUGGAGUGGCUCCAAGGGCAAAAAUGAAGCAGCAAAGAUCUCAUCGUUUCAGAGCAUCUAAAGAAACCAAGGAGCUCUUUUACCACCAGAAAAAGGAAAAACUGAACACUUUGACAGUAACUGUAUUACACCAGGGACAGAGUUCAUGGCCAAUUUGUCCAUAUGUUUAAGAUACUACAUUGCUGACAGAUUAAACAAUGAUCCUGGAUGGAGGAAUAUAAAAGUAAGUACAUUGCACCUUAAUGUGAUAUUAUCAGAUGCUAAUGUUCCUGGAGAGGGUAAGCACAAGAUUAUGGACUACAUCAGACAGCAAAGAGCAAGUCCACAUCAUGACCCAAACACAAAGCACUGUUUGAAUGGCGCUGAUGGACUUGCAACUCAUGAACUUCACUUCACAAUCAUCAGGGAAGAGUUUAAACCAAACCAGAAGAGACCUUGUGAGAUGUGUGGUCAAAUUGGCCAUGUUAUGGAUGAAUGUAUGGGUCUUCCAAAAGAAAAACAAGGGGAGUUUGAUGAGCUCCCUGCACCUGUGGCUCAAGAGUCUAUUUUCAUCAGGCUGAACGUUUUACGAGAGGAACACUUUUAAUAGCUGAUGAAUAGGGGUUAGGAUUAUAGUAACAUGAUAGAGAAUAGGUGGAAAAGGAAUAAAGUCAGGGGGGUGCUAGGAGGAAAUGGGAGGGAAGAGAGAUCUUUUUUUGAAUUGCUACAUUUUUAAGAGCCCCCUAAAAAGCCGUGCUCCUAUUUUUAAACACACCCUACAAAUUAAAUCCCUUUUAGAAAGUUACGUUAAAAAUGAAUCAAUAAUAAUAAUACUAGACGAUUUCAUAUCAGCUAUCUUUUAUUUGCCAGUGUAUGUGGAAAUCGGGGUGUAUGUAUUAAUUAACAUCAGUUUUUUUAUUCAGUAACCAAGC
Pocillopora verrucosa is the source of this 958-nucleotide messenger RNA. NCBI's taxonomy places the organism in Eukaryota, Metazoa, Cnidaria, Anthozoa, Scleractinia, Pocilloporidae. The record is from RefSeq and is a predicted model, not a curated record.